This is a messenger RNA of Acanthoscelides obtectus, 456 nucleotides long. Lineage: Eukaryota; Metazoa; Arthropoda; Insecta; Coleoptera; Chrysomelidae. The record is from the annotation of a GenBank genome assembly.
GCUUCUCUUAACGUAAUGAAUGUCACCUUUUACAAAUGAACAAAAUGUGUCUAAGCUCUGUCUCUCCAAAUAACGUGUUUGUCCCUGUUUCUGUUGUCUUCGUGACUCCACUGGUUAAACUUGUGUUUCCGAUGAUAGAUUUAUACCAGGAAGGCGAGAUUUAGAUGAUAUACAGUAGGAAAAUAUUGUGAUAGGGCAAAGAACAGGAUAUGAAAAGUCAACUUUCCGCCCUAAUCACAAGUCCGGAGGGCAUUCGCGCUUCAUGGUUGGUUUCACGCUUCCAGCCAGAUGGCGUUGAUUAUAUUAGCAGCGAGCCAUUGCGUCUAUUGUGGCAUAGAUUUCACCGGCACAGCAGUUUGAUGAAUAUUACCGUAGAUUGUAUUGGGAUUAGCACCAUCAUACUUAACGGCAGUUUUGUUAAGCGUAUGUAAUAAAUUGUUGUUUGUUGGCUCCGCA